Molecule: messenger RNA, 721 nt
Organism: Capsella rubella
Lineage: Eukaryota; Viridiplantae; Streptophyta; Magnoliopsida; Brassicales; Brassicaceae
Product: PLASMODESMATA CALLOSE-BINDING PROTEIN 5
Exons: 3
Coding region: 128-487 (119 amino acids)
Source: RefSeq, a predicted model, not a curated record
AUCCUAGAUCUUGAACUUUUGGAGUACUGAUUCUUUCUAACUAGUAUAAAGGGGUCAAGUUGCACUCAUUUUUUAGCUCUCAUACUUCUCAAUUAGAUCAGAUCUAGAUCUCUCUGUACCACUCAAUAUGUCAACUUUCUUGAUAAGGAUACUUCUUCCUUUGCUAGUCAUAGCAAUGACAUUUCCUCAACGUUCAGUGGCAGAAUCGGAACAAUGGUGUGUAGCGGAUGAACAAACACCAGACGACGAGUUGCAGGCAGCUCUAGAGUGGGCUUGCGGUAGCGGUGGAGCUGACUGUAGCAAAAUGCAGCAGGAAAACCAGCCUUGCUUCUUGCCAAACACAAUCAGGGAUCAUGCCUCCUUUGCCUUUAACAGUUAUUACCAAAGUUAUAAGCACAAAGGUGGUUCUUGUUACUUCAAAGGUGCUGCUAUGAUUACUGAGCUUGACCCUAGUCAUGGUUCUUGCCACUAUGAGUAUAACCCCUGAUUCAAAUGAGACAGCAAAGACAAGAUGAAAAGCUAUGAUUCUGCAUUUAUACAUUUUUCCUUUGUAAUGUUAUCUAUAUACUCUGCUUCACUCAGAAACUGCUCUCUCAAUACUCUUGAGUCUUUGAUAAAUUUUCUUCAAUACAACCUGCUUCCAUCAAUCUUGUCUUACAAGCUCUCCUCUAGUUGUGGUAAAUACACUGUUACAUUAUAUGAUAAUGUGGUUAAUACAUAA